AUGAAGCCGCGUAGGCUGUGUGAAGAGUUGACAUUGACCUGUGUAUUCACUUUCCUGUUGUCUUGGACAUCCCUGGUCAAUGCUUACAGCCAAGGGGCGGGGUCCCAAGCCUGUUCCUCCCUAACCCCCUGGCAUAGUGCAAAUCAACCUCAAACAAACGCGGUCCCCUAUGUAAUAACUGUGUCUAAAACAUCGUAUCGACCCAUGGAACAAAUUGUAGUUACAAUACAAGCUUGUAAAGGACACUCCUUCAAGGGCUUCUUGAUUCAGCCCAGAUUGGCCCAGUUUGCCACACAGGACGUGAAGAUCGGGGUGUUUGGGAUGUACAGCAACGCCCCCUACCAGUAUACAUGUCCUGACACCCGCAAUGGGGUCCGAGGCCAAGCUUUAACCCACACUUCUAAUGAAGACAAGACCAAACUCAGUAUCGUCUGGCAGGCUCCACGAGUACCACAAGGUCAUGUGGUGUUCAGAGCUACUAUAUUAAAAGAGUACACAACAUUCUGGGUAGCUGUCAACUCCCCCAUAGUGUAUGAUGCGUAUAGUUCUGUCAGACUGGCACAGAGCCAGGUGCUUAGUCUAACUAACAACAUUUCACCUGUGUGUAAUGAACCAGUGGAGCCAGCAACCACACCCCAGUCCCCUACCCCCACACCCCAACCCCCUACACCGAAACCAACGACAUCAAAACCAACAACACAGAAACCAACAACCACAACAACAACUCCAAAACCAACAACAACCACUCCUGAACCAACAACCACUACAACGACAACAACUCCUCAGCCAACAACAACAACUCCAGAACCAACGACAACAACAAGGACCACAACUACGACAACUCCCAAGCCAACAACAACCACGCCUCAACCCACAACAACACCCAAACCCACCACAACAACAACCAAGACAACUAUGGAGCCUUUCAUACCUCCCCAGGGUACAUAUCUGGCUUCUGACCCAGAAUGCAAUGUUUCCAAAGGUUGCUUUGAUGACUGUAAGAGAGGAGUGUGUACAUUCAUUGUGUCCUGGAGGGACCGGCGGGGCUACCUAGACAUGGAGGUCAAGGCCCACAUCCCAACAGGGGGAGAUAAGUGGCUGGCUGUAGGGUUCUCUUAUGAUAAUCGAAUGGGAAGUGACAGUGUGACUGAGUGCAUGUUUGUGAAUGGACAAGUAGAAGUCUUCCAGUCCUAUAACUCGGACACCCACAGCAACUCACGGCUCAGAAAUCCCAAACUUGGACUGAGUCAGGAAUACGGGUCGUUUGUGGAUGGGAUCUUUACCUGUGGGUUCACGCGAGAGAAGCUGGUUCCCACCGAGAGCAGGCUGUUCAACCUGAAUAAGAACUGGUUCCUCUUGUUUGCCCAUGGAACAGCUAUUGAAGAUCCUUUUCAAAGAGGACAGGGACUAAAGCUCCCUCAUAUGUAUGACCCAGCUCCCCCUACUUCAGAUGAUAUAAUAGAUUUCCAGGCAUAUCUAGUCAAUUUACCAACCACUACCACCACUAGUACCACUUCCACUACCACUACCAUGGCUCCCACUACCACUAGACCAACUACCACCUCAACCACCACUACAGUCAGGCCUACCACAACCACACAGAGGGCUACACCUAGACCCACAACACCAUGGCAACCACCCAUUACAUGGAGACCAGUCACCACAACCAGAGCACCACUUACCACUACCACCACAGCCAGGACAACCACUACUCCGGAUCAUCAUGAACACUCCCAUCUACAUAACCACUCACUUCCAGAGGAUCUUAGUUGUGGAAACACCAUCGGCUGUUUCGCUAAAUGCAGUGGUGGGCAGUGUGAUUUUAUUGUCUCUUGGAAUGAUACCGGUGAGCAUGUUCAGUUUGAGAUGAAGAAGAAAUUCCCUGCACUGGACCCCAGCGAUCACUGGAUAGCCAUUGGCUUCUCUGAGGAUAAAAGAAUGGGAGAGGACAGUGUUGUAGAGUGUGUCCGACAGGACGGAUUUAUCACGGUCCAUCAGUCAUUCAACCAUGUCUCCAAGUCAAACACGCGACUUAAACAGAGCGGGUUAGGCCUCAGUGACAUAUCGGGGAGCUACGUCGAUGGUAUAUUUGUCUGCCGCUUCACCAGAAAGAAGCACCUUCCAGAUGAGAAACAAAUCUUUGACCUGAACAAUGACUUCUACAUGUUCUUUGCCUCAGGAGAAGCCAUUGAUGGAGUGAAGAUGCGACACAGUGUGCGAGAUCUGCCAGUGGUGUCUGCUGAGCCUGUAGAUCUGCAGAAACACAGCCUGGUGCAGGGAAAGGCCGUCUACUUCCUGGUCAAAGUUCACGGGUGCCUGAUGAUCGUAGCCUGGGUGUGCCUGGCCAGUAUAGGGAUCGUGGCUGUCAGGUACUACAAAACGGUCUGGCUGGAGGAGACUUGUAUGAGGGAGAGGAUCUGGUACCAGUCCCACAAAUUCUGCAUGGCGACCCUGUUUCUGUGUGUCAUGGCUGGAAUAGUUCUGAUUUUUGUUGAGAUUCAAGGUUACAGUCAGAUUGAUGGCAAAACAUUUCACCAGGCUCAUCCUAUCAUGGGCUUGAUAGUGACUGUCUUUACAAUUGCAAAUCCAAUUAUAGCAAUUCUGAGACCCCUUCCAGGCACAGUGAAGAGAAAAAUAUUUAACUGGAUUCACUGGGCAGUGGGCACUGGUGCCCAUUUCUUGGCCAUCGUGACGAUAUUUGCGGGCGUGGAAUUGGCCAAGGCCCGGGCCAGCUUCUACAUCUCCUACAUUCUGAUCGCCUACGUCUGUUACCUCUUGAUUGUUUUCUUCAUACUGGAGGUUCACAGUUUUGUUUCAAAGAGAGCAGAACACAAGAGGGAUCAGACAUACAUGUAUGAGAUGCACCGAAAGCCCUACUACUCCAGUGUGAAUCAUUCACUGGACAUAGAACCUCCGUACAGCAAAAUGAAGAAGGCCAUAUUUGGGUCCCACAUCCUGAUCACUGUGACUGUGACACUUAUCCUAUGUACUCUAUUCUCCUUGUCAUAAAACAUACAACUAACUCAAGUCCUGAGGAUCAACUUUAACUGGUUUAAUAAAACGGAAAAAACCAAAACAGGACAACUUGUUUAACUUUCAAUCAAUUCCAAGACUCUUAUCUUGAUGAAGGAAGUGUAAGCUUUUUUACCAAAGUGAACACAAUACUUUUGGUUCUAUAUGUCAAGGUCAGUAAUGUUGAACUUUGGCCCUGGAUGUGCUAUGGUUCAGUGGUUUAUGACUGAUAGACUGGUUCUCAGAGCUGGAACCCGGUGGGAACUGUCUACAAGGAUUUGCAUGAGUGAACAUUUAAUAUGUCCCAUAUCUGUGAUGUCUCUGUGUAUUGAUAAAGAUUUAAUUAACUGAACUACAUGUAUUUCUCCUGAAUUAAAAAAUACUUUACUUUUUUAAUACUAUAUAUUGUUUGAUAACUACUAUGCAAAUUGGAUAAUUAGCUUAGCAAAUGUGUAUGUAAAUGAAAUUUUUGUCAUUCAUUUCCAAUGUACAUAUAUGCUAUUGUUACAGUUGAUAUUCCUACAACCCAACUUAAUCCAUGUUUUCUCUGUUAAAAUAAUUACACCCAAAACUUAAUAAAAACAAAACACCUUCCAACAUCCUACACAGCAUGUUGAAUGACAUGAAAUAGCUAUAUAUUAUAUUAUGGGUGCUCAAUAUGUGUGAUAAAUCUUAUUUAGAAAUAUAUUUAAAUCUUAUACUUUAAUGCUUAAUUUUGUUAGUUUUUCAAAUGUAGAAUUGUGAAUGUGCAAUUCUUUUUCAUAUUUUGCAUAUUAUUUCUGUAAAUGUUUGAAAAAUUUGGAUACCUGAGUGCUUUCUAGUCAAGUGUAUUUAAGAUUAUGAGAGAGAGAGAGAGAGAGAGAGAGAGAGAGAGAGAGAGAGAGAGCAUAAAUCUGCAUUUAAAGAUGAAUGUAAAUAUGUAUUUUUAUGAAUACAUUGUAAAUAAAUUAAAUUUAUAUUAUUAAA
Messenger RNA from Magallana angulata, 3978 nucleotides. Its product is annotated as ferric-chelate reductase 1-like. Gene Ontology annotation, molecular function: oxidoreductase activity, acting on metal ions. NCBI's taxonomy places the organism in Eukaryota, Metazoa, Mollusca, Bivalvia, Ostreida, Ostreidae. Bases 1 to 3009 code for a protein of 1002 amino acids. The record is from RefSeq and is a predicted model, not a curated record. The transcript has 20 exons.